Molecule: messenger RNA, 1011 nt
Organism: Impatiens glandulifera
Lineage: Eukaryota; Viridiplantae; Streptophyta; Magnoliopsida; Ericales; Balsaminaceae
Product: serine/arginine-rich splicing factor 4-like
Exons: 3
Coding region: 1-1011 (336 amino acids)
Source: RefSeq, a predicted model, not a curated record
AUGGCCGAGACAACGAGGGAUGAUCUUGGGAAGGUAAACGAACGGAUCACGCCGGUCGAAACCAACUACCGAGACGACUAUGUUCUGUACGACGCUCAUCUUAAGCGAACCAUAGCUUUGGAAGAUACGUCUUCAAAGUUGGUGGAUGACUUGGAACGGUUUCAAGAGAAGACCGAUCAACGACUUACAAAGAUCGAUGAGGACUUGGGGCGGUCAAGCACAGAAGACGGUUCAACACUCGACAGGGUCAUAAGCGUUGAAGAGAAGAAUGCAUUCCUUGAGGAACGAAACACCAAACUUGAAGCCGACCUCAAGGCGGUCACCGAACAGGAGGCACCGCGAUUGUCUGAUGCAGAAUUGGCCGAACGCGUACGAAAUGUAUCGGCCAGAAAUCCGGCACUUGCAAAGGCCAUAGCAAUUCAAGAGGCCAAGGAUGCAGAGCGGUUCAACGCUGAAAAACAAAGGUUCGACGAAUAUGCCAAGGCUCACAAGAAGUCCAAGGUGGCUCCCUCCUCUUCGGCUCCGGCAACAAGAAAAAGGAAAGUUCCUUCAAGGAAGGCUCAAGUCGCCGAGAUGCUGGGCAGAAUCACCGAGACAGUUGUUGACUCUCUACCGAACCCGGCUCUGCAAACCAAGGAUGACUUCGAAGAGGAUCUCGAGCCGCGACCUACAAGACAGCGAGUUUUCAAUGCGGUUCCAGUCAGCACGGUCGCUCAACCGUUCUGUCUAGGUUUUAGGUCUAGGUCUAGGUCUAGGUCUAGGUCUAGGUCUAGGUCUAGGUCUAGGUCUAGGUCUAGGUCUAGGUCUAGGUCUAGGUCUAGGUCUAGGUCUAGGUCUAGGUCUAGGUCUAGGUCUAGGUCUAGGUCUAGGUCUAGGUCUAGGUCUAGGUCUAGGUCUAGGUCUAGGUCUAGGUCUAGGUCUAGGUCUAGGUCUAGGUCUAGGUCUAGGUCUAGGUCUAGGUCUAGGUCUAGGUCUAGGUCUAGGUCGAGGAGGACAAAUGUCGUUGAAUAA